Molecule: messenger RNA, 656 nt
Organism: Cherax quadricarinatus
Lineage: Eukaryota; Metazoa; Arthropoda; Malacostraca; Decapoda; Parastacidae
Product: adhesive plaque matrix protein-like
Source: RefSeq, a predicted model, not a curated record
UCGUACUAUCAACAACUCCCAGAAUGCAGUCUUCAGGCUUGUGUGUGGUGGUAGUGUUGGCUGUGGUUGCAGCGGUGGUGGUGGCUGACCCAAGCUACCCUCAACCAGCUCCCUGUUACCCCAAGACCCAGUACGUCACCAAGUACCAGACACAGGUCCAACAGGUGCCAGUGUAUAAAACAGUCUACAAAACACAAGUCGUCCCCACCACCUUCUAUCAGACCCAGUACCACACCCAGUACCAGACGAAGUACCAAACCCAGUACGUUCCCCAGUAUGUCACCCAAACAGUCUACAAGACGCAAGUUCAGUACGUGACUCAGUACCAGACCGUAUACAAGACCCAGUACCAAACUCAGUAUGUGACCAAGACCCAAUAUGUACCACAGUACAUCACAAAGACCCAAUACCAGACUCAAUACGUUACCCAGACUCACUACCAGACUGUGUACAAGACUGAAUACAAACCCCAGUACGUUACAAAGACUCAGGUAGAGUACCACACCCAGUACCAAACCCAAGUGGUCCCCGAGUACCACACGGUCACCAAGACCCAGCACACAUACAAGACCGUGUGCCCCAAGCCUUCCUACGGUUACUGAAGACCCAGCACACCUACAAGACCAUCUUCUCAAAGCCUACCUGCAGCUCCUAAA